Messenger RNA from Xyrauchen texanus (razorback sucker), 3092 nucleotides. Its product is annotated as protein Jade-1-like. Gene Ontology annotation, cellular component: histone acetyltransferase complex. The transcript has 12 exons. Gene Ontology annotation, biological process: regulation of transcription by RNA polymerase II. The record is from RefSeq and is a predicted model, not a curated record. The coding region runs from base 618 to 2897 and encodes 759 amino acids. Lineage: Eukaryota; Metazoa; Chordata; Actinopteri; Cypriniformes; Catostomidae.
AAAGAAGCCGCUCACUUUUUUUUCUUCUCGCUCGCUUCUUGAUGGCCAUUUGAAAACUUGACAGGUAUUGUGAAAGGCUUUCGCUGAAGGGUUUUCCUCCGUGCGUGAUGCUCGAAAGCAGAAAUAUGCUUUUCACCUUUGCUGGUAACGGACAUUUUUUAGUACGUCAUUAAUAUGGCGCCAAAAGAGUUAUAAGUGUUGCUUAUGUAGAGAAAAUCUAGCCAAUUAGCCCGAGAUAUCCCUCAACUCUUCCUGUCCGGUGUACGCAGAGGGAAAAUCACCUUUGGACAAACACAUGUAAAACGCCUCAUUUGGAACUGGAUUUAGACGCUCGUCGCAAUUCAAAAUGGUUUUGGAAAUUCAAACCGAUGUGUCGUCACGACAGUCGUUCAGUUAGAGCGCUUCAUUUUGCAGGAUCGUGAGGAAAAUACUUGACUUUUUUGGAUGACGAACCGAUAACCGUUGUCACAAGUGUGGAAACAACAAUUUAAGGAAGUCUGCAGAGGACUGCGUAGGACGCCAUCGUUCUUCAGGAAGUUUAAUUCAGGCUGCGGAGGGGAAAUCAUCCGCCGUGCUGUGCUGCUGUCACAUGCAUACAGUGAGAUGAAGUGAAGUACAUGUGUUUGGCCUCAAAUGAGCUCCUGAUUUCGGUCCAUCGGUGUGCACCGAGGACAUCACGCCCUCUUGAGCAAACCGAAAAUAAGAUGGAGACUGAGUUGAAGAGGAGAAAAAACUCCACCAGCAGCAAUGACUCUGAUACCACUGACGGUCGUGUGACAACCUGGUCAUGGUCAUCAAAGAACAUGGGGACCAAAAGCACAUGGAUUCACCAUGAACAGAAUAAACCGUCAGAGGUGUUUCGGACAGACUUUAUAACAGCCAUGAAGUUGCCCGAGUCAACACAGUUGAGUCCUGAAGAGUUUUAUAUCCUGUCAGACCCAUGGAGGCUGGAGUGGGAGAAGGGUGUUCAAGUCCCAGCUAAUGUGGAAGCCAUUCCUGAGCCUGUGGUCAGAAUGCUUCCAGAGGCAAGUGGGAUCCCAUUCUUCUCACCCACAUAUAACAGAGGACAGGCAGUAUUUGGGUUUGGAGAGUCACGUGGGCUCACUGAACAAAUGAAUCGAUAUGAUCUGGAUGAUUUGGACGUGUCCUGGCUUGAACAGGUUAAUGCUGAAUUCAGACAACUAGCACUGCCGGAGCUGGAUGAGUUGAGUAUGGAGCAGGCGCUGCUGGAGCUGGAGAGCAGGUGUGAGCAGAACAUGCAGCGAGCCAUUGAGACGGAAAAGGGGCUCGGAAUAGAGUAUGACGAGGACGUGGUGUGUGACGUGUGCCACUCACCCGAGGGCGAGGAUGGCAACGAGAUGGUGUUCUGUGACAAGUGCAACAUAUGUGUGCACCAGGCGUGCUAUGGCAUCUUGAAGGUGCCGCUGGGUAACUGGCUGUGCCGCACGUGUGCCCUCGGAUUGCAGCCCAAAUGUUUGCUGUGUCCCAAGAGAGGAGGAGCUCUGAAGUCUACUCGCAGUGGAACAAAGUGGGUCCACGUCAGCUGUGCCUUAUGGAUUCCAGAGGUGAGUAUUGGCUGCCCUGAGAAGAUGGAGCCCAUUACAAAAGUAUCUCAAAUCCCAGCUAGCCGAUGGGCCCUGUCCUGCAGUCUGUGCAGCGAACAAACUGGCACAUGCAUACAGUGCUCCAUGCCAUCCUGCAUCGUCGCCUUCCACGUUACCUGUGCGUUUGAGCGUGGACUAGAGAUGCGCACUACUCUGGCAGAGAAUGAUGAAGUGCGCUUCAAAUCAUACUGUCUGGAGCAUAGUAGUGUUUCUCACUCCAGCAGCUGUGGCGGGACUGUAGAUGGAGUCGAAUCCCGUCACGCAAGGGCCAAUCCGUCCGAGACAGAGCUGCAGAAGAGCUGUGAGCGCAAGCAGAAGCUACAGGAGCUUCAAGAUGACUUCUACACAUUAGUGGACCCCAAGGAUGUGGCCGAGAGUCUUUGUCUUCCCGAUGCGCACCUGGACUUCCUCUAUCAAUACUGGAAACUGCGGCGGAAGGCCAACUUCAACCAGCCACUGGUGACCCCGAAAAGAGAUGAGGUGGACAAUCUGGCCCAACAGGAGCAGGACAUCUUGUAUCGCCGACUUAAGCUCUUCACUCAUUUACGACAGGAUCUAGAGCGGGUCAGGAACUUGUGCUACAUGGUGACACGGCGAGAGAAAAUCAAACACUCCCUAUGCAACCUGCAGGAGAAGAUAUUUAACCUGCAGAUCCAACUCUUAGAGGAAGACCUGAAUGGAGAAAGAAUUCUGAGAGGUGAAAGAGGUCAUCGUAAUGGGGUCAGAGAGCGUGGGAAAGAGCGGAGGAAAAGAAGUCCAGACAAGAAAGACACCAACUCUCUCUUCAGACAGCUCGGUUUUUCCAAAUCAUUCCCUUUGGAAGGUUCACUGUUUGACAGCUGGCUGGCUCAGUCUGUCCACAUCAGUGCUGACAACAUGUUAAGCCGCUGGUCAGGAGAGACCAGGUCAGACCAGCUGCUGCAACGUGAGGAGAACCUGCUCAGCCUCAUGAUGGACCACUCCAUCAAAUCCACCUGGAAGACACCACAGUUAGGCCGCAGGACAAGGGGCCGCAGGAAGACCGGCUCGCUUCCACGGACCAGAUCCACCGUUACAGGCAAGAUUUCAGCCGGGGGCCGGCAAGGAGAGCGAUCGCGUCACCGUUGCGCAUGCAGCGGCGAGGGCAAACAUGACCCUCUGCAGCCUCCCUGCUCCAAAAUGGACUCUUGUCACAUUUCUGAGGAUUGCAGCUCUUGUGAUGCUGCUGUGAGCACUGGGACCACUUCCUCACGCCCUGACACAGAUGUUGGCAAGAGCCGAGACAGGGCAAGUCACGCUUUAAAAGUCACAUGACAGUGGUCUCGCCACAGAAUGGUGCUGGGAACAACUUGUCAGUACAGGAAACUGAAACGGACAUAUUUCUCCGACGUAGAACACAGUGACCCAGAUUUGCGCUCCAACAGCCGAAAAUUUAGCUUGCCCCAACUGCAUGCAGGGAAUGAGGAAGUAGUGUGGCAAAGCAUACUCGCCUCCUAAAACCAUCAAAUC